Formica exsecta is the source of this 4163-nucleotide messenger RNA. RefSeq lists its product as uncharacterized. Gene Ontology annotation, molecular function: 1-phosphatidylinositol-3-kinase regulator activity. Gene Ontology annotation, cellular component: phosphatidylinositol 3-kinase complex. Gene Ontology annotation, biological process: intracellular signal transduction; phosphatidylinositol phosphate biosynthetic process. Lineage: Eukaryota; Metazoa; Arthropoda; Insecta; Hymenoptera; Formicidae. The transcript is spliced from 8 exons. The record is from RefSeq and is a predicted model, not a curated record. The coding region runs from base 336 to 2837 and encodes 833 amino acids.
CAAAUAUCGAUUGGUCCCGGCAUGAGCUUUGCGCGCGUCAUGCGACAAUCAUGAGUAGCGUGUCUUCGUACGACGACGUCGGCGAGAUUUGGAUCGCAUACGCGUCGCGGUCAAUUCAGCGCAUAGGGUUGUCAACUGUGUUGCUUUAGAAUGUCAUUGCAAUUUCUUACUCAUAAUGGACCAUGCGCAGAGUACAAGUCAGUAUAUAAAUAUAAGAAUCAUAAGGCAGUUAUAUAUUGCCUGUGAUACUUUUUAUCAGAGAAUAAUAUGGAAAUAUCAAAAAUCCUGGCUACUAUAGUCUUUCCAGCGCGUAGUUGAAGUAAAAAAAAUCUGAAAUGGACUCUCCGCCGUCAUGUUCACUAAGCGCUGGACCUCUCAGUGAUCUUGGUAGCAGUGGCCUAGGAGGUUCGAUAUCUAGUGAUUCUGUUCGAGCCCAUCUUGCGAUGGAGAUGCAAGAAAGCGAUAUAGAAAGUAAGUCUCUAUCACAAGAUUCUUUUGAUUAUUCGGAUGGCAUGUGCAGUGAGAAUUUCAACACAUUGAAGAAGGGUCCAGGCUGGGGUGACACAGACGGCAAAUUGGAGGUUGAAGUGGUUGAUGUAGCAAUCAAGCCACCACCAGAGUUUCAGGACAGUCCGUCGCCACCAGAUUCGGAAUCUUUGUCAGCACCAAUUGUGAACUAUGCACGAUUGAUGAGACAUAGAAUAUCAUGCUGGUUCGACGAUUAUGCUGAGAGCCUAGUACAAUCAGCAGUAGAUGAGGCGCUAGUGAUCUCUUGUCGCAUCUCCUGGCCGGAAGGAAGAAUUGCGCCUACUAUGAAUCCGAUUUCAGUGAUAACACGGGCUCAACAGACCAAUUCUAAACGCAUAUGGGACCUAAUGACACCACCAGUAUGCCAGGGUGCUGCUACCAUCACUAUUACUCCGUACAAUACACUGAAUCGGCCGAACUCGCGCUGCUCAUUGGCUUCGUCGAGACUAUCUAGUUCACAUAAUUCCAUUAAUACCUCUGGACUUGGCCACAAAGCCGACGACAGCAGCUUUAUCACAUCCGCCAUGUCGCAUGAUGUAUUGACCACAAGCGAAAUAAGUGAUAUGUACAAUGUGCCGUUUGAUUCGGAUAUUUACACGGUGCCUAUCGACAUGGUACGACCGCUGCACGAUUUGCGGACACCACAAAGGCCCAAACGACACCGGCAUCAUCGCAAGAGACGGCGAAACGUUUCCGCGAGUUCGCAGAGUGAGUUGGAGGCGCAUAUCCAGCAAGCACGCCACUAUUGCGGCAAGUCCCGCGCCAUCACGCACGUUAUUAAAUCUCAACGCUUGCUGGCUGAUGUCUGUUGUAACGAGGGUAACCCAGGUAGUGGUGGUGGCAAACGGCAUAGUGUACCAGGCACUUCCGGACGUCACAAUAUUAAAACAUCGAAUGGACACGCACACAAUAUUGGCGAACCGAUCCAUAUGACUCUACACGAAGUGCGACAGUAUCUACAGACGUUAUAUUCAAGCUCGAGCGACUCUAGCGAGAACAAGAUCAAACGAGACAAAACGCCGCUACUAGGCCAUACACCAGUGCAUCUUGCCGCGACAGCCAAACCCCUCAGUAUAAAUAAUAAUAGGUAUAACAGUAAUAUGCAUACGGAUUCGUCCACGGACACACCGGUAUCCAACAAGAAUACCAGUAAUGGACUGAUGAUUCAUCAUCAUAACAAUAAUAAUAACAAUCAUAACAAUAAUUCUAAUAAUGUGAAGAAACACAAGAGGAACGCGUUUGUCAGCAUUAGGCAUAAGAAGACACGCGAUGAAUCGCAUAAGGAGAAGAGCGAGUCCGAGCGGGAGAAGAUAAAGAAAAGUCAGCGUAAUUUCUCGCUAAAUCUUAAGCAAACACUUUGCAAUAUUUUUCGGUUUCGGCGACUGGGUUCGCCGGAUCAUUUUGUGGAGAAACGCAACAGCAUCGUACAGGGAGAGAUCGUCGAAGAGGAAGAGAGUGUUGAUUCUGAUCAGCAUGCAAAUAACAAUAACACUGCUCCAUCCGAGAUGGAACCGUCCGCGCAAAAACUGCCGUUCUUCAAGCGCGCGUUGCCACCUCUGCCCAAGAGUAAUAGUCAGGUAAAUGUGGAGCAAGCAGAAGAGGCUCUUACAGCAAUGACACCUAAGUGCGAAUCUCCGAGCUUGAUACAACAGCAAGUUUUGUCGCCCGCCGCACGACUCGAAGAAGAUAUCGCAGAAGACACGAGUAUGGAUUUUGCCGCCAGUAUCGAAAAAGUAAAAGAUUAUGGAUGGUACUGGGGACCUAUAUCCGGCGAAGCGGCGGAGAAAAUACUAUCUAACGAGCCAGAUGGCUCGUUUAUUGUACGGGACAGUAGCGACGAUCAUUAUAUUUUUUCUUUAUCAUUCAGACUUAACAGUUGUGUGCGACAUGUAAGGAUAGAACACGAUCAGGGUAAUUUCAGUUUUGGUAGCUGCACAAAAUUUAAGUCACAUACUAUUGUUGACUUCAUCGAGAAUGCAGUUGAGCAUUCACGUAGCGGUCGGUAUCUUUUCUUCCUGCACCGGCGGCCAGUUCUGGGUCCGAUGCGAGUGCAGCUGCUCCAUCCGGUAUCGCGAUUCAAGCAAGUACAGAGUCUGCAGCACACUUGCAGAUUCGUCAUCCUGAAGAUGGUGCGUAGGGACUUGAUCCCGACCUUGCCAUUACCCCGUCGACUCAUCGAUUAUCUCAGCACGCCCCAUUACUACAGCGAACAACUAGCGACCGAGCAGGACGACCGAGCUGAAUCGCCAGUCAGUUCAUCAACCGGCGAACUGGAGAAGAUCUGCUUCACGCCGCAGGGUCUCUCGUGAGGAAAGCCGCAGCAUUCUGUGCCAAGCGGGAGCCCUUCAAGGUUGCAGCAUGUCGAAGCUAAGUGCAAUAAUCGAAGUGAUUCUUAAAAUGAAUAACGGACACAUUUCGACGGAUAACAAAAUUUGAGUUUAGCGUUAAAUGCGCCAAUUCGAGCAAGAGAGCUCGUUUAAGUAACUCAAAUUUCCAUCGACGAUAACAUGAUUAAAGGACGGUAGUAAGUGUAUUUAUAUCAAAUGUUUUUAUAUACAUGUAUUUAUAACUUUCGAUGUCUGCGCUGCGAAGAACAAUUCCUUUUGAAUGUAUUUUUCUUCUAGCAAAAUGUGAUAUUAUUGAUAAAUAGAUAGUUGCGAUAUUAGAACCGUCUUAUCAAAAGCAAAACAUCCCAAUUACAAAUUGAGCAUUUUAUAGAAUAUAGAAUAUUCCGGUACUAAUUGUGUAUGUUGCUUUAGAUUUUCCAAUUAACUCGCAGGGUUGGGUAGUAACUAUAGUUAAACAGUUAAAAAUUAAAUUAAAAAGUUGAAAAGUUAAUAACUUUUAACUUAACUUAGUUAAUUUUAAACGUGUUAACUUUUAACUUAAACUAGUUAUUUUUAAAUGCAUUAACAUUAACUUAUUAACUUUUUUUAUACAAGUUAAAAUAAUUCAUCAAUAUUAAAGUCGUGUGAAAAUGAUUGAUCGUAAUGCGAAUAUUUCAUUUGUUGUACAACAAAUUUGUCGGAUGUGUCGAUUCGCUGUUGGAUAGAGAAUAAAUUUUUAACUUCUAUAAGUUAAUAAUUUUUUAACUUUAUUAACUUUAACUAAGUUAAUUUUUGUUUAAGUAACUUGUAACGCAAACUUAGUUAAUUCUUGGGCUAUUAACUUCAAACUUACCUUAGUUAAAAAAAAAUUAACUUACCCAACCUUGUUAACUCGUAAUGAAGUUUUAAAACAUGACAUCCAUAGGGAUAUCUCUCUAUUGUAAGGGAAAUAAAUUUUUGCUUCGUUCGAAAGUUUAACUUUGAUAGUAUAGUCGCUUGACACAGAAUGUGAAAUGCUUCUUCUUUCGCAUGCCAAAGUAUAAAACUGUAUCCAGAGUACAACAUUUGUACAUAUUCUCAUGUUCACUGUUAAAUAUAUAAUUUUGCGUACAAAGAUUUUUACAUGAUUAUUACAUAAAUUAUGUUUUCUUAAGAUAGAUAUUCGCAUAGUAUUAGGGGACACAUUAUUUAAAAUUUAUGAAAGUAGAUUGAAAAUAUUAAGAUUAAUUGUAGAAAGUUCUUUUUUCUAUAGUUUGUUGUAAUCAUAUGUAAUUGUAUGUUUACGAUAUAUCUUAUGUAUAUCUUGUG